GAGCAGCGUCGUAAUCUGAGCCAUUCGCCUGCAUGGCUCUGCGUCUCAUCCAAUGGGAGUUGUUAGAGUGUCUUUCGUUUCUGUAUACAGACAAAGGUAGAAUUAAUGUAUGUGUUCUAAAAGCAACCGAGUCAGAGGGAAAGGGGGAUCAGGGAAAGAGUGCAGAUAGGUAGGAACUUUAAUGAUCUCCUUUAUUUCCAAGCUUCCUUGAUAUUUUCUGAAUUCCAACAUGAGUGACUAAUAUUCCAAAUUAACUUUCGCCCAAUAGUGAGGCACUGCCAAUAAAGAAAUAGUUUGUUCACAACUCUGAUUGAUAAUGCAGCCUGUAGGACAAUUGACAUUACUGUAAAUAAAUGUAUAAAUCUCAGCAGUGGCCACAACGGGCAGUACAGUGUCCCUUGAAUUGCAAGAGUAUAUAAACUUUAACAUACCCGAUUAACAAAAUGUUCCACUUGGCCUGCUUUUCCCUUCCAGUGGCAUAAAGAGAGAUUUUGCAGACAGUCAUUAGGUUUAAAUACCUGGUACAGUGAUCCCUUUUAAGCCUCUCCCACAGGUUUUGUUAAAAGGCAAGCUUACCUGUGCCUUGCUUUAAAGACACAGACAAUAUUCCUACAGUUUCAUUGUUCAUGACCUGGUCUGGACUUUUUAGGGUUUUAAUAAUAAUGAUGUUGAUGUUGAUAUGGCAUAUAGUGACUGGGCUUAAUCCUACGUAGGACUCCAUCUUGUACCUAAUUCUAUACCUCUGAAAACAGUGAGGCUGGCAAGAUUGGAGCUACCCAUUGCCAAAGUAGAAAAACAGAAGAAAGGAACGAACCUGUGACCCCGUCUCCCAUCAACCCCAGACAGCAGGGAUGAUGGUCAGGGAUGUUGGAAAGUAUAGUCCAACAGUAUCUGGAGGACCACAAUUUCCCCAUCUCUGCCGUAAACUGAUUAGGACAUAUUGCUGUUUUCAGGUUGACAAAGAAGGGAUUUGGACCCUCCAUUGCUAUAGGGAAUCACCAUGUGGCACAGGAUCUACAGUACGGGUGGGAAGAGGUAGGUCGUUCUAUGUCAUUAACAGCACGUGCAUCCCGUGCCCAUAUCUUCAGAUGUGGAGGGUGUGACCCCGUGAAGGCAGGGCCUUUUUGGUGGAGACUCCUCAGUUGUGGAAUAGGUUCUCCAGGGAUCUUGGCUGCCACCUAGCAUGUGACCUUUUGAGCACAGACUGAAGGCAAUUUUAUUCUCUCAAGCUUUUAAUCAGUGAUGUACAAUUGACUCCUGCGUUUGCUAUUUCGCUCUUUUUAUUGCUUACUUUUAUGGUGGAUAUUGCCGUUUGGCUUCAGCUUUCAAUGUCACUUUCUAGCUCAAUGUUAAUUGUUGAUAUUAAACCUUUAUUCGUAGGAGGCUUGGGCGCCACUUAAAUUGCAACAUGGGAUAAAACUUUAAAAUAUUUAAAUCACUAAUACAUAGUUCUUUAAUCUGGUAUUAUUUCCAUUUAAAGGACCGAUAGAUUAAUCUUGGAGUGUCUGAAAAUGGAACAUUGCGUGUUGUUUGAUUUGCAAGUUGAUUUGCAGUUUCUUUAACAGUAUGUAGAUUAGGACUAUACAGCCUUAAAAUCACACUUUUGAACUCUGAAACUAAAUGUCUCUUAGCUCUGGCCUUGAAUCUGAGGUAUGAAGGGAUUGUUUAGGCCAUAACAAGGGGUGUCUCUAAAUUUCCCACCAGAAAUCCUGCUUUUAGUGUUGGCAGUUCCAGUCCUCUGGAAUAGGCAUCUACUGCAGAAGUUGAUUUUGCUUAAGAAGGCUGCCCCAAAGUGUGAAAUAUUAGGAAAUAUUAAUUGAACAUUUGUAUGAAUUGGUUUGUUGUUUUUAGAGUUUGUUGAAAUGGGUUUAAUUGUUUUUAGAAAUUGUGUUUUCUGUACAGGCAACCCCUGAUUUGUGUGGGGGUUGCAUUCUAGGUCAUUGUGUGUGACAGGGGAAGGUGUAUAAGCCUGGUCUACCCCACCCCACCCCAAGUUUUGCCCCCUUUUCUAGCCACUUCCGGGUCAUCAUGAUGUGCACAGUUGCGCACAUAUCGAACGCAUGUCAAUCGGUCAUUGCCUGCAUUUUGUUUUUAUCUUGUUUUGCAUCACUUUGAUGGCCUCAGGCUGCAACACGGUUUAUAGACUCCUAAGAUCAUUACAUCCAGGGUCUGAAAUUAAGUACUUGCACCUCUAGUGAGAAUCGGGCUCCCCACUAUUUCAUUAGUUAUGGAAAAACAAAUUAUGUAUUGAAGAAUGUAUUAAGUAUGCAUUAGGUAUAAUGUAUGGUUUUUGCCAGUGAAUAUAAUAAUGUAUAAUCUAUAGAUUAAGCUAACAUGGAAGGGGUAACCCAAACUUGAUUGCAACCUGAGAAUCCAGGCUGUAGGUAUUUUUAGCUGAAGAUGGCGCAAACAUCCUCUUUAAUUAUCUGUAACAAAAUCUCCUAAUCCUGUAUCCUCAGGAGAUGAUGAGCAGUCAUCAGUUAACCCCAUUUAAUAUACAGCUGUUUGAAAUGAGAGGAAGUCUGUGUAGUCAAGCAUUUUCAGCACAGUGAAAUUGAGUAAAAAAAAGGUAAUAUAAACCUGUCGAAGAAAAUAUCAGGAAAAGUAAGUGCUAGGAUGAUGGGGGCCUACAGGAAACAGAUUGAAUUAUUUACACACAUAGAAUGAUAAUGCAGUAAAUAUAUCCGGAAAGCCGUGGCUUAUCCUUUAUACACGGCAGGUUCCAAUUAACCUACAGCCUGUGAACAUCCAAAUCCAUUAUAUUCAGAGUUUAGGAAAGAGAAUGUAAUUGAUUUAAUGGUAACUUAAUGGCACACAAUUUUAUACCAUAUUAACAACAAUUAGAUUUUUUCUCUCCUCCUGUUAUGGGAUGGCAACUGUGGAGCAGUAGUACCACUGCUUCUGUGUGUUUUUAAAAAUUCUGUCAGGGCUUUUUUUGGUGGGGGGGUGAGGGAAAGGAUUUGUACAACUCAAUCCUUCUCCAUACUGAACGUUUAAGACAAGUACCAUCUCAUAUUGGGUUGGAUUCUGACAAAAGCUGCAGUCUGACCUAAGCCCCCUGAAGUGCCACCGAACCCAGGAGGACUUACUUCCGAGUAGACAUGGUUGGGAUUGCACUUGUUCUCCACUGAAAUCAAUGGGAUGUAAGUAAUGACCAAUGCAGGUUCAACUAAGUUAGGAUUUAAUUACCUAUUGACAAAUCCAGGUUGCGCAAUUAAGGUAGAUUUAAAGCUCUUACACAACAAACCCACUUCCCCCUCCCAUACUCAUAGCUGUCAACAUUUCCCUUUUUCAAAGGGAAAUUCCCUUAUUCUGAAUAGGAUUCCUUGCAAGAAAAGGGAAAAGUUGACAGCUAUGCCCAUACUGGAUGGGGAAAUGCGCUUGAAAGUGCGAGGGAACACCUGAUGCAAUGCUGUCUACCCUCUCCACAAGCAGAUCAGCACAAAUGAUCCAUAAAUAACAGCCAACGUUGCUGAACAGCAACUUCAGGCAAACAAACAAUCCUUCAGGAUCUAUCCUUCCAGUGAGCACUCAGGGCUGUUUUCCUUAAGAAUGGAUAGGUUUGAUCUUCUUGCAGUCUAUGGGACUCUCAAGAGUCUCCAUAAUAAUAUAUGUAUACCCCACCCAUCUGGCUGGGUUUCCUCAGCCACUCUGGGCGACUCCCAACAGAAUAUUAAAUAUCAUCAACGAUAAAACAUCUAACAUUAAAAACUUCCCUGAACAGGGCUGUCUUCAGAUGUCUUCUAAAAGUCAGAUAGUUGUUUAUUUCCCUGACAUCUGAUGGGAGGGCGUUCCACAGGGCAGGUGCCAUUACCGAGAAGGCCCUCUGCCUGGUUCCCUGUAACCUCCCUUCUCACAGUGAAGGAACCGCCAGAAGGCCCUUGGUGCCGGACCUCAGUGUCCGGGCUGAACGAUGGGGGUGGAGACGCUCCUUCACGUAUACUCCUUCAGAUUCACCUUAGCGCUAUGCUUCUCAGUUUCACAAGUACUUCAUCUUGGGGGGGGGGUCUAAGAACCAUGGAUUUAAUGUGCCCCCACUCUGGCCUCCGGCUCCUUGGAGUGCUCACUAGAGACUGCUCCCCGUCACCAGGCCAAACCUCUGACCAACUUUGCUCCAAGUCCCCUAUGAUUCCUUUUGGCUGGCUGGAAUGUGUCCUCAAAUUUGAUCUGCUUCUAGUUUUUGAGGAUGAAGGAUGAAUCUGUGUGUUUGUGUUCGUAGAAACCUCUGACUUUUGAAUGGCAAGGAAGUUGCAUCCAUUGCCCUGCCCAUGCUUGCAUCUGGCUGCACCCAUCUUUGACUUCUGGCCAUGCGCGUUACUGAAGGGAUUGCUGCACUCCUACCUUGGCUGCAUUCACACCAUAAAUAUAAAGCACUACAGUACCACUUUAAAAAAUCAUAGGAUCAUCUAGUCCAACCCCCUGCCAUGCAGGAAUCUCAGCUAAAGCAUCCAUGACAGAUGGCCACCCAGUCAUGGCUUCCCGCAAAGAAUCCUGGGAGCUGUAGUUAGUUUGAGGUGCUGAGAGUUGCUAGCAGAUCCCUCUCCUCAGAGCUAACAUUCCCACCCAGAGAGGUUUAACAAUCAAUCCUUCGUCACAGGGAACUCUGUGAGGGAGAAGGAAUACUUUGUUCUGUCUUUCUUUCGUCUUUCUCCAAACUGGAUGCCAUUGCCUCUUGCUUUUAUUCAUUUCACAGUAUUUCUGCUUUCAUUUAGAUGUAAAUAAAUAAUGCCUUGGGUUAGAAAAAUAUAAAUUUAUUUUGCAGAACUAUUUGUGGUUGCUUUUCUAAAUUUUUUCAUUAUUAUUAUUACUAUAGCAAGUAAUACCCUGCCAUCUAGUGGAGAAAAGAACCACCCAGUUUUACAUGCCUGAUGAUGCCGGAUAUAUGAAUUCCCUUCACCUUUAAUACACAGAAAUCAAUCCUUAUGAUUAGGAGUUAACAUCAUGCUCAUGCAUUCACUUAGAUUCAUGCCUGCGAUCAAUAAAUUUGGAUAGAAAAUCUCAGGCUAACGCUAGUUUGAUGCCAGUACUUAUUCUCAGCUUAAAUCUAUGUAACAUCGACUAUUUAAAAUGGCAACUUUUAUAUUAUUUUAAUAUUCUGUGCAUUUCAUUGAAGAAGAAGAAACACAGCAAGAGCAGAAAAUGGAACUCUGAGGACAGGCUGACUGUCAUAAAGGCUAACUAUUAUUUGUAUCUCAUCCUUUUGACUUGCAGACUUGUUAUGUGAUGUGUUAGCGGAUGUGUCCAUCUUGCUCCUAGAAAUGUUUUUUGUCUUUAGCGUUUCUUUGCUUGCGGCAAAUUGGUUGCCCUAUAUUUCCUCGAAGUUUUGCAUGUCACUGAUCAUCGAUACAGGGGAUUUGUGGUGAUGUGCAGAAUUUGUGAUAUCUUCUCCAGAUACAACUGGAGAGGAAGGGGAUGUUCAAUCCAUUGUGUGCAUGGAAGGAUGUGCUGGGUACAAAUGAUGAUGAUGUACAACCAGUGCUUUUUUUCUGGGGGUACACAGGGGUACGCAUACCCCUAAACAUUUGUGAAUCUAAGUUUGGCCUCAUUGAGGGGCAGUAUUUCAAUAUGAGUAGGAAGAUGAAAGUAUCCCUAAACAUAUUUUUUUUAGAAUAAAAGCACUGGAUACAACACUUCUUCCAAAAGCAGUCAAGGGCUGUGCACAACAAUAAUCAAAACAUCUAAGUGUUACAAAACUAAAACAAUAUAGUACCACAGCAUGGUACUAGAACUGCUAGAUUCAGACCAUGUAUUCGUUGGCAUUUGGUGUGUGGGUGUGUGGGUGUGUGGGUGUGUGUGUACACACACACACACACACACACACACACAUAUAUAUACAUGGUGGAAUCUCGGGCUACAUACCGUCCUCCUUACGAACGCUUCAGGUAACGAGCUGUGCUAAGUAGGUGUUCCGGGUAGCAAACUUUGCCCUGGGAUGCAAGCGGAAGUCGCGCGGCACCAGGAGGCCCCAUUAGUGAAAGUGUGCCUCAGGUUAAGAACAGACCUCUGGAACGAAUUAAGUUUUUAAACAGAGGUACCAGUGUGUGUGUGUGUUGAGACUGCAGACUGAAAGAAUAAAGAAACUUAUGGUUUAUUACCAAUGGCAAGCAAAGCCAUUGUGAGUACAAGCUUAUAUGUGGCCAUCAUGGAGUCAUAACAAAAGACAGAACACUAACUGACUGAGGGAGGAGGAGAAAGGAAGUAAAGCCUGAGAGAAAACAAAUCUGCAGGUAGUUGCUUGAUCAGCGAGGGAUGAAAAGGUUGCCUUUCUGUUUAUUGCCUUCUGCUGGUUCAGAUAACUUACUGCAAGUGUUGCUACUCCCAACAGUACUGGCCCUUUUCUAUCUGCUGUUCCUGGAGACAGGACUAGUUUCCCAUAUUUUAAAACUGGAUCCAUUGGCCAUAAAUUGUGGAGUACUACUCAAGUACAAAGGAACCAACUUGGCAAAAGGUAUACCAUACCCUCCAAAAUUUUCUGAUGAAAUGGGGACGUCCUAUUCCAUAAUAAUAAUUUUACUAUUUGUACCCUGCCUAUCUGACUGGAUUGCCCCAGUCACUCUGGGCAGCUUCCAACACAUAUAUUAUACAAACAUUAAACAUUAAAUAACUUCCCUAUAUGGGGCUGCCUUCAGAUGUUACGGACAACUGUAUAACCUCCAACAUUUAUCCGAUGUAAAUAGGGAUGUCCUAAGGAAAAGCGGGACAUUCAGAAAGUGGGACGGCUUCUGUAAAUCCGAGAUUGUCCCUGGAAAAUAGUGACACUCGGAGAGUCUGUUACAUGGGAGAGAGCUUGUCCUAUAAGAACAGGAAUAAAAAGACUGUCUUUAUGCUGGUUCUCUCUCAAUGGCCUGUUUCAUCUUGUUCGUUUUCCCUCAGUUUCAUUUCCCUCAAUGAACUUUUCUGUUUCCUAGCAUUUGAAAAAAUAGCCUUGAACUGGUGUAGCUUGUUUCUAGGUUUCAAGCUCAUUUUAUACAGCCAAGAGAGGCACUCUUUUCAGGGUUGUUUUUCCCCUCUUUUUUGAAUUUUGAAUGACGUCCUGAGGCAAGAAUUGUCCUGUUUCUUAGCAACCCAGAUGGGUUGAAUACAUUUAUGCAUUCAAACCUCUUUGUAUAACAAAAAAGAAAGAAAAAAGAAGAGCACAAACAUCUCCCAGAACAAACAUUGCUGUUAUGAGACUCUCCUCUCUCUCUGUGUGUGUGCUUGCUUUGCUCUAACCAGGGCUGCAAAGGGGAAAAUGUGAUCCGGCAUGAAACACUUGGGAAAGGACUUGGCUUUAGAGAGGGUGAGUAGAAUCUCCUUGCUUCUUCAGCUCUGUCUCCUUUAUAAGGGUUGCAGUUUUACCGUUAUUAAUAACUAGGGCAACACUUAAAAUAAUUGUGAUGGCAUCAGGGAGAACUGUGUAUAUAGCCAGAGGAGAUUUCAAAAGUUCUCACCACAAUUUCUAAAAAAUGCAAGUUUGUAUUUCACAGCCUACUGUUGGAAAAACGAAAUCCCAACACCUACUCCAUGCCAAGUUCAGGGUUCCUGGGCUGAUGUACAAAUCCCAGAACAACUUAGGUCCAGGAUAGCUUAAUAUAAAGCUCAAACACUGUCAUCAUCUGGAGGAGUGCAGUUAAUUGUACCCGCCUCCCACUCCUCCCUGUAGCAGAGGCCCACCUGGAGGAACUAGAGGCUGGACAUUUAGGGUUGCUGAUCCCAUGCUUUGGAACACCUUCCAAGAGAGAUUCACUAAGCAUCCUUGCUACUGACUUUCAGGUGUCCCUUGCAGACUUGUUUAGCUGACAGGCCUUUGCACCUGUCUGGUUUUUAUUUUUGCUUAGCCAGUCACCUUAAAUAUUAACUUUUAACAGUGGCCACAUGACCUGGAAGCUGUACGCCGGCUCCCUCGGCCAAUAAAGCGAUAUGAGCGCCGCAACCCCAGAGUCGGUCACGACUGGACCUAAUGGUCAGGGGUCCCUUUACCUUUACCUUUAACCGUGUACACCGCCUUGAUAUCUUGGCAGUACAGAUAUACUUCUAUAAAGGCAUAAAUAUCUGGCUGUGAAUAUAUCAGCAUAUGGGAAUACAAGCUAGCUAUUGAUUGCAUUUUUCCUUCAGGGAAGGAACUUUUUUUGUUUUGUUUUGCAUUCUUGUUGGGUGGGGAGUAAAUGUAUGUGGUGGUGUUUUGCUGGGUACCAUGUAUUGCCUGAGCACAACUUAGUACAGUGGUACCUCAGGUUACAUACGCUUCAGGUUACAGAUGCUUCAGGUUACAGACUCCGCUAACCCAGAAAUAGUACCUCACGUUAAGAACUUUGCUUCAGGAUGAGAACAGAAAUUGUGCUCCGGCAGCGCGGCGGCAGCAGGAGGGCCCAUUAGCUAAAGUGGUGCUUCAGGUUAAGAACAGUUUCAGGUUAAGAACCGACUUCUGGAACGAAUUAAGUUCUUAACCCAAGGUACCACUGUAAUCAGUUACAUUCAGAAUGAAAAAGCGCUUUAUAUGCAUUAUAACACUGUGACACCAGAUGGCACUGUGGAGUCCCAUCUUUCACAAACACGAUUUCCCUUUAUGAAGUUUACAACGUGUUUAACUGAAACACUUUAUUGAUGUGUCUCAGUCCAGACCUAGCCAGUUUUUUUCGAUGGUGACUUCUUCUGUCUGCCCAAAGGAAGCGAUGCAGUGGGCGUAUUUUCAUGGAUUGUUGCUGUUGUUUCUAAACAGCUGUUUUCUGCAGAAUUGUAUUAAAAAUAAAUUUGUAUGAUAAAUCAGUAAUAAUCGAAGUCUUUCUUCUUAUUCCUCUUCCUCUUUACCUCUUUACCUUGUUUAGGCAUAGAGCGGCGAGUGCAGAAUGUUCCCCAAUAUCCAUGCUGGGAACCAAUCGAAGUGUACUUUCGAUUUGAAGGGGAGAUUUGCUACGAACCUGGAGCUAGCCUUACAACGAGAUCGAGUCAAUGAGUCUCAGCCACUCACAGCCCCUCUGGAAAAGGAUAGCUGCCUAAAACAACCUCCUGAUUUCAGCUACAGGCUUUAUAUCACCCGAGGCCUUCUCAGGAAGCCGCGAGGAAAGUCGAAAGAGCUGAAAAAGAAAUCGCCCCCAAGCACGGUGCAGGAAGAGUUGCAGAGGAUAAGGUCCAAUUUAUUUUUCUCCAUCGUGGAACGCGAACAGGAGCCCAAGAUCAUCACAAGGUUUCCCCACAUGGGUCCCUACGAAGCCCAGCUAAUGUUUGUGAAGAUGGGAAAGUUCAAGAGCAGCAAAUACCAAGAUCCAAAACCAUUUGACUAUAGACAGGUAAAGGGAAGGAUGAAUUGAGAUAGAGGCAACUGGAAAAGGGUGGCCUUUGGUGGGGAUGGGGAUCGAGGCAAUGCACUGCACCAGGUGUGGGUAGACUACAAAGCUUCUGGAAUCUACUUUGUGCUGCCCCAGAUGUAUUGGGACAUUUAUGCACAAUCUCACUUUCAAUACCAUUUACACAGUUUUGGGGUGGACAUACCGCUUUGUUUCCUGUCAAUGCAUGUCCCAUGACUUCUUGCUUAAAACAUUUAACUUUUCAUACUACAAAUGUUCCAGGUUUGUUUGAUUGCUUUCCUGCUUUCAUUGUGCUGCAGCGCAAGACUGUCCCUCCAGACAGCAAUAACGUAGUAACUAACAUCAGGGAAGCGUCACAGAGCAACUAAUAAAGCAAAAUGACCUGUGGAUGGUCCACAGCAUAAAUCUACCACAAAUGCAUUAUUAUUGUGUUAAUGGCAUGUUGCAGAAUAACCUGCAAACAACAACAACCAGCCAAGACGGACUGUUUGGGGUGGUUUAUUUAUUUAUUUGUUUUAACUAUACGGUAGUACCUCGGUUCAUGAACACCUUGCGAGUUGAACGUUUUGGCUCCUGAACGCCGCAAAGCCAGAAGUGAGUGUUCUGGUUGGCGAAGGUUCUUUGGAACCCGAACGUCCAACAUGGCUUCCACUGCUUCCGACUGGUUGCAGGAGCUUCCUACAGCCAAUCAGAAGCCGCGCCUUGAUUUCCGAACGUUUGACUUCCGAGGUACCACUGGAGUUCUAAGAUCUACAAGUUGGAGCCAAGUCUUUACACAGUGGCUCAGUCAGACAGAUGUACAUAUAGAAUUGAAAAAGGCUAAAGGGUACUUCUGAGAACAUGCUCGGCCCAGAAAUUUGCUUUUCUCACCAGGGUGGGUUUCGCACAGAAAUUCAAUCCUGGUCUGCCCCCCACAAGUUUUCUUCAUUUCAGCAGUGAGAGAGGCACAUAUUUUCAUUUGAUGCUUUUCUUAAGGAGCCAGACGUCAGAAACCCUUGCAGUCUAACUCAACUCACCUAGAAAUCUACCAUUAAAGCUUAGCUUUCCUUCUGCCUUUACACAUAGGGAUUGGGGGGACUUGAUUCCAUUCUCCUCGAAAGGUGAACCUACCUAAUUCACACUUCCUGAAAUAAUACUUGAAUCAAAAUACAGCAAUCCUUUGAAAUUUGCAUUUCUCCAAAUUUUGCAGUGUGCUUCUCCGGCCAAGAGAUAUGUACAAAAAUGCAUGUACUAGAGGAAAGCACGUAUAUAAAAGCAUGAAAGACAAUAGGAAUACUGCUUUGCAAAAAUGUCAGUAUUGGGCAAAAUUGUAUGCUACAAUGCUGGUGAAUUUUCAUGAGGACUUUAAAAAACCCACCUAAUGUGAAGAACCAAAAUAAAUAUUAGAAAAAUGAGAAAAUGAGAGAACCCUAAAUUGACAGUUUCGCCUAUCCCUACCUACAUAACACAGAAGCUGCAUCAUUUCUGUUUGGUGUGUCUAUAACAGGCAUAGGCAAACUCCAGCCCUCCAGAUGUUUUGGAACUACAAUUCCCAUCAUCCCUAGCUAACAGGACCAGUGGUGAGGGAUGAUGGGAAUUGUAGUCUUAAAACAUCUGGAGGGCCAGAGUUUGCUUAUGCCUGGUCUAUAAAGUGCACACACACCAAGAAACACACACAAGCAACAGAAUUUAGUGUCUCCACAAGAUGGCACUAUUGCAACAAAUGCUUUGGUCAAAUGAAUUCAGUGAUGUGGAUCACAUUUAUCUUUUCCUUAUAGUGUAGUUGGGUUAUGUGGUUCUAUUAGCCUUUGAAAAAUGUCUUUGACGCCUCAGGGCUCUUCAGAAACUUUUUAAACAUUGGGAUCUUCAUCUUCAAUCAUGGUACUCUGUUGGUGACUGGAUUUUUUCAUGAGACUUAAAUUAUUUUAUAGAGGCACAUUAAUGUCCAAUACAGCCAUUUCUGGGGACACGGGUGGCGCUGUGGGUUAAACCACAGAGCCUAGGACUUGCCGAUCAGAAGGUUGGCGGUUUGAAUCCUCGCGAUGGGGUGAGCUCCCAUUGCUCGGUCCCUGCUCCUGCCAAUCUAGCAGUUCGAAAGCACGUCAAAGUGCAAGUAGAUAAAUAGGUACCACUCCGGCAGGAAGGUAAACGCCAUUUCCGUGUGCUGCUCUGGUUCGCCAGAAGCGGCUUAGUCAUGCUGGCCGCAUGACCCGGAAGCUGUACGCCGGCUCCCUCAGCCAGUAAAGCGAGAUGAGCGCUGAAACCCCAGAGUCGGUCACAACUGGACCUAAUGGUCAGGAGUCCCUUUACCUUCACCUUACAGCCAUUUCUAAUGCAUUUCAUUGUAUUUCUCCAUUCAGCCACAACACAAAUUAACAGGUUAACCCUCCCUGUGGUAUUAAAAAAAAAAUCAAUAUCAUUACUUUUAUCGCACCGAACAUUUACGGUUGCAACUAGGACAGGAGGCCUUUCCACCUGGUCCUCAGGACUCUUCCUAGGCCUCAUCCCUUCCCAGGCCAAACCCCUCACUGGAUCUGCACCCUUCUUGAGUAUUUUGCCUGGAAGAUGCAAAGAGGUGUAGGGCAGUUCUGAGCUAGAUGGACCAAUGGUCUUCCUCAACAGAAGGCAGCUUCCUAUGUCCCUAUGAGUGUUUCUGGCUGGCUGGAAUAUGUUCUUCAGCCCUUACUUCAAUGAAGGACAGAGAAGGGUGCAUGAGUACAUGUAGGAAAUAGCCUACCAUACAAAGGUAAACUUUAGAUUGGUUGCUCUCCUACUUUUCCCUCUCAUCUCAUGUACCACUAGCAUGCAGCAGGUUGCUUAAAAGGAAAUGUGGCCCCAGACAGAAAUUGGUCCUCAGACCUGACUUAAAAGAUUUUUCAUUGAAAGACGGCCCUGCUUAUGCGGUCACAUGUGAACCUUAUGAUGUUAACAAAGGGCAGGUGUUUACUAGCAGAACCGGUUAAGAAUGUGUAUACGGAGAUGAUUAUCUGAGGUGCUUUGAAAAGCUAAGAUUAGCAUUUCUGUACUAAACUUACUGGAUAAUUUAUUCCUGCCUUAAACCAGGAAGUGACUGUAUAUUAUUAACGACAGCUGUGUGUCUUCUGUUGACUUUUGAGAGCCUCAGAAGUUUACAAAUCAGUUUUAUUGAUGUUAGCUGAGCAGUUUAACAACUGAGUAUGUGGCAAGAAAUGAGCUCUGUCCGGUUCCAGGAUCACUUCUUGUUUGUUUAUUUCUUUUAGAGAAUCUCUACCCUACCGAUGUGGGGAUCCAGGGCACAGUCCUUCAAUGGCUGCGCUCGUUUCUCUCUGGUCGGGGACAGAGGGUGGCGCUUGGGGGGGGAAUUGUCAUCGCCCCACUCCUUGGUGUGUGGAGUACCUCAGGGUGCGAUACUCUCCCCGAUGCUUUUCAACAUCUUUAUGCGCCCCCUCGCCCAGCUUGUCCGGAGUUUUGGGCUGGGUUGCCAUCAGUAUGCUGAUGACACCCAACUCUAUCUGUUGAUGGAUGGCCAUCCUGACUCGGCCCCAGACACACUGACCAGAUGUUUGGAAGCUGUGGCUGGAUGGUUACGUGGGAGCCGGUUGAAGCUAAAUCCUUUGAAGACAGAGGUCCGGUGGCUGGGACGGGACGAUAUGGGAUUGGGGGGGGCAACUCCCAUCUCUUGCGGGGGCGCAAUUAGUGCCAGCACCGUCUGUUAAGAGUUUGGGUGUAAUCUUUGACACCUCCCUUUCCAUGGAGGCGCAGAUUGCAGCUACAACAAAGGUGGCAUUUUUCCAUCUCCGCCAAGCUAAGCAGUUGGCUCCUUACCUCUCUCGCCCUGACCUAGCCACUGUGAUCCAUGCGACGGUCACCUCCAGACUGGAUUAUUGUAACUCGCUCUACGUGGGGCUGCCCUUGAGACUGACCCAGAAACUCCAGCGGGUGCAGAAUGCUGCAGCGAGACUCCUUAUGGGGUCUUUGCUGCGAGAUCACAUUCACCCAGUGCUAUACCAGCUGCACUGGCUCCCGGUGGAGUACAGGAUCAGGUUUAAGGUGCUGGUUUUAACCUUUAAAGCCCUAUACGGCAUAGGACCCUCGUACCUACGGGACCGCCUCUCCUGGUAUGCCCCACAGAUAAACUUACGGUCUUCAAAUAAAAACAUCUUGAAGGUCCCAGGCCACAGAGAAGUUAGGCUGGCCUCAACUAGAGCCAGGGCUUUUUCGGCCGUGGCUCCGAUCUGGUGGAACACUCUGUCACAAGAGACCAGGGCCCUGCGGGACUUGACAUCUUUCCGCAGGGCCUGCAAGACAGAGCUGUUCCACCAGGCCUUUGGCCAGGGCACAGCCUGACUCCCUCCCUCGGCAAUCUUCGCGGAGCUCUGGCCCAAUGGUUGCCAGUGGCUUGAAUUAAUUAAUUUUAUAACGAAUGAUUUUAGACUGUUGUUUAUGCUGUACUUUUGUACUGUUUUAUUGUUGUUAGCCUCCCUGAGCCCGGCUUCGGCUGGGGAGGGCGGGAUAUAAAUAAAAUUUAUUAUUUAUUAUUAUUAUUACCUUGCAAUCUGCUAAAAUAAGUGUCAUUAACCUUUUCGGACCCAUGACCCACUUUUAACCCAAACAUGCAUUUGGAGACCCAUUUCUUAGUCUUUUACCACAUAUCUGCAGUGCUCCUGUUGCCACCCACUUUGAAUCAGGCUGCCACCCACUAGUUGAAGACCACAGUGGUACCUUGGUUUAUGAACUUAAUCCGUUCCAGAAGUCCGUUCUUAAACCAAAAUGUUCUUAAACCAAGGCAUGCUUUCCCAUAGCAGCAGGGGACUUAGUUUACAAAUGGAACACACUCAACAGGAAACAUAACAUGUUCUGCUUCCAAGGCAAAGUUCACAAACCAAAACACCUGCUUCCAGGUUUGCAGUGUUCUUAAUCCAAGUUGUUCAUAAACUAAUUUGUUCUUAAACCAACGUACCACUGUAGUGCCAUAAAAGGACCAUGGUGUGGCCUCAAGACUGAAACACAACAAUACAACCCCCCCCAAAAAACCCCCCACCCUAGUAACAUAAAUAAAUACGGGAUAUAAAUCCAUUAAAAAGCAGCAUGAAAGAAAUGUAGAAAUGAAAGCUCACUUAUUAAAGCUAUGCAUAUUUAAACUGCAUAUUUAAAAUACAUGGCUUCCCAUCCAAAGAAUCCUGGGAGCUGUAGCUUGUGAGUAUGCUGGGAAUUGUCCUAAUGUGAAAGAUAAACUACAGUUCCCAGGAUUCUUUGGGGGAAGUCGUGUGUUUUAAAUGUGUGGUGUAUAUCUAUCUGUAUAGCCUUUGCUUUAAAAGUACAGUGCCACAGCAGGAGGUAAAAAAAACCCUCGACAAACCUAAAAUUUUUUAGAAGCAUGUCAAAAUAAAAUAAAAUAACCCUGUUUGCUAUAUCCACAAGGAAGUCUCUGUGAAUGGGCAGUAAGAAUGACAAGCACCAAAGCAUUGCUCCCAAGUUGUUUGCCAGCAAAUCCAGGUGUUCCCUCUCCAUGUUUUCCCCUAUGCAGUAUGAGCCAGAUAGACCAAAUUUUGUGACCAGCUAUGCCAGAGACCCUCUGAAUCUAAAGUUGAAAUCCCAGUGUUUGAGCAAAGGUAAGUCCUCGAUGAUCUUCAGAAGCAGGUAUGACACCCGUUUCGUGCUUCGUUCAAACAGUAUAGUUUGAACAUCAUGUUCUCUCAGUAAUAAAUUGGAUUGGGAAGCUUGUGUUGUGCUGGGCCUGGGGUGUGGUGUGGGAUGUGGCUCUCAAGACUCUCUCCAGGCUGUGCUUCCUCCUCCUGGUCCUGCUCUGCACCCUCCUUCCUUGGCUGAAAUAUGUCCUUGAAAUCUGAUAAUGCUUCUUACUUACUUGGGUGGAGGAUAGAUAGGGAUGCAUGAGUCGAUAUACUAUAUACUGUCUAGUGGCCUAUGGUAUAAUUGCACUGGAUAGCACAGUUGGUUAGAGCACGGUGCUGAUAAUGCCAAGGUUGCAGGUUCGAUCCCCACAUGAGACAGCUGCCUAUUCCUGCAUUGCAGGAGGUUGGACCAGAUGAUCCUCAGAGUCCCUUCCAACUCUAAAAUUCUAUGAUUCUAGAAAGGUAACAUUAAUGUCUGCUGCUCUACCAACUUUUGCUGCUGGCCCUGCCUCCCACAGGCCUGCAGCCCUCAGAAGGUUGCCCACAGGACAAUGUGCCCCCCAUAAGCUGAAAAGGGCUCCUCAUCCCUGUAAUAAAUAAUAGAAUCAUAGACUCAUGGAGUUGGAAGGUACCCUGAGGAUCAUGUAGUACAACCCCCUGCUGAACUAUCCAGGAAGUUAAAGAAGGUUGCAGUUGGCUCCCGGUAUGCUUCCAAGCACAAUUCAAAGUGUUGGUGCUGACCUUUAAAGCCCUAAAUGGCCUUGGUCCAGUAUACCUGAAGGAGCUUCUCCACCCCAUUGUUCAGCCUGGACACUGAUGUCCAGCUCUGAGAGCCUUCUGGCAGAUCCCUCACUGUGAGAAGUGAAGUUACAGGAAACCAGGCAGAGGGCAGUGGCACCGUCUCAUCAGAUGUCAAAGAAAUAAACAACUAUCUGAUGUUUAGAGGACAUCUGAAGGCAGCCCUGUUUAGGGAAGUUUUUAAUGUUAUAUGUUUUACUGUGUUUUUAAUAUUCUGUUAAAAACAGUGCCCAGAGUGGCUGGGGAAACCCAGCCAGAUGGGUGAGGUAUUCAACAAGUUGUUGUUGUUGUUGUUGUUGUUGUUGUUGUUGUUGUUGUUAGACUCUGAUAGUUUUAAUCUUCAUUAAGCAGGCAUAUUAAGUAUUUGGCCCUCACAACAGCCAUUAUUUCCUUUAGGGAACAAUAGUAAUAAAGGUUAGCUUCUGGCAUAUUUAUAACACAAAACAUUAAUGCUAAGAUUCUCAUUUGACUGUUUAUAACACUCAAAAGUCAACAUAUCAUUAGAAACGGGUGAUUGUGAAGCUUGGCUAGGCAGUCCAAAUCUUCCUCUUUCGUUCCUACACCCCACUUGAAUUUCACUUGCCAUAUUUGACCAUGCUGCUGCCAUUUAGCAUUGUGCUAGGCGCUCUGGAGAAUGUGUAAGUGGCACUGAUAGACGAGUUCAGAACUGAACAUCUACGCUAACUGGUUGCAAUCUAUGGAGCAGCAAACUCAGCAGAAGGCCGAACAUCUGCUGUUGCAUUUACAAAACUUCAUGCGAAUAUGUGUCCACCUGUUAGGUAAAUGGGAUACAGCAAGAGGCACAGGUGUAUGAUGUGCCUGGUGCAACUCUGGCCACUGAUUCUUUAUUUAUUAAGAUAUGCAUGGCACUUGAGUAUAAAAGCAAAUAAUUUUAAUGCGGUUUCCAAAAUGAGUAAAAGAAUGGAAUUAUCAGUAAAAAAGAGUGUUUAAAACAACUAUUUAAAACAUUUUUUGGAGGGGGUGACCCAGUGUGGUGUAGUGGUUAAGAGCGGUAGAUUCGUAAUCUGGGGAACCGGGUUCGUGUCUCCGCUCCUCCACAUGCAGCUGCUGGGUGAACUUGGGCUAGUCACACUUCUCUGAAGUGUCUCAGCCCCACUCACCUCACAGAGUGUUUGUUGUGGGGGAGGAAGGGAAAGGAGAAUGUUAGCUGCUUUGAGACUCCUUAAAGGGAGUGAGUGAAAGGCGGGAUAUCAAAUCCAAACUCUUCUUCUUCUUCUUCAAUAAACAAAAAACAACAACCCCACCCCAGAAUAAAACAUAUAUCGAUGUUCUACCUAUCUUGGUAGGCUUGCCUAAAUGAAACUGUUUUACCAGGCACUGACAAGAAUACAGAGAAGGCCCCUGGCUGUCCCCUAGUUACUUUCAAUUUAUAUGUACGCUUUUAUACUAAAGGUAAUCUCCAGGCACUUUCAUACCAGUAAUCCAACAUUGCACCCUUUAAUAAAUCUUCCCAAAAUCUAGUAAUAGUUACAGUGGCAGACAAUGGGCUCUCAAAUUUCUGUGUCACCCCGUGCAAUGCUAAAAAUUGGCACACACAAACCCCACCUCUCAUGCUCCCUUCUGCAUAGUUGUUGUGGCACCCCUUGCGGUUACUCGCGCCCAGGGCAGCCAGACCGGUGUGGCUCCCCUAAAACUGGCUAGUUGCUUUGGCUGCAAUUCUAUUAGUCCCACUGGCUCUUGUGGGACUUACUCCCAAGUAAACACCAUAGUAUUGUGCUGCAUGCACUUUCAAAUCCUUUCCCUGGCAGCAGCAGUGCACAAUACGGAUUCUGAGCACAAACUUCCUUUUGUUUGCUGUCCCUCUUCAGUCCACGGACUCCAUCCUCUCGCGGAAGAAAAGGGGGGACCCCGAUCCAAGGAAAGAUUCACCACCUGCUACAAGCCUCAAGAACUCAAGUGGGAUUCGAAGUUACUUCUGCCAAAGGAGCCUUGGCCUACUAAACCUGUUUCCUUCACAGUUAGUACAACACCCCAUAAUUCCCUUCCCUUCUCCGCAUCUUCUUCCACUGAGCUCAUAUUUGGAAUAGAAAUCUGUGGGUGUUCUGAAUGGUGUUUUUUUAAAAAAUUAAAAUAAAAUAAGGGCAUUGCUUUGCUGGAGUACUUGGGAGUUUCUGCAAAGCUGAUAGCUAGCCAAAUUCUAACCUAAGGUGAUAUAAUUAGAAGACAGGCUGUGGGUUGUUUUUUUAAAUGUCUGUCUCAUAUACAGGUUCUCACAGGUGGAAGAUAUUUGUAGGCCUGCUGCUAUUUAUAGUUUUGUUUGAAAACUGUAACUGUUUCUCUUGCAAAAUGCCAUGAAUGACAGUGUGUUGCUUCACGCCAUCAGAUAUGGGGAUACUUUGUAAAAAAAUAUAUAUUUUUUUAGAAAAAGCAAAAAUUACACUGUAGAACCUUGGGUACAUUGGCUACAUUGCAGGCUGAAAGGAACAGAUUCACCCAGUUUUCGAGGGAUCAGAAGCGACUUGGGCUUUAUGACAAAUUAUAGACUUUUCCGAAUGAGGCAUGAAUGACUCUUGUGUUGUUUUAAACGGAAACAAGCCAGAGCCAUUUCAGAAUGUGGGAGGCGUAAUUUUCCUGAGCUAGUCUUGGAGAUUCAAAUGCAUGUUGGCAAUUAGUGUAAUAGCAUGUGUAGAAUCUUGCCUACUGUUUAAUGUUGCUUGAGCUGCAAAUGCUCUUAAAUUAUAAGCACUAAUACAUGUGGAAGAAAAUUCCAUUGUAACCAGUAAGGUUUUCGUCUGAUCCCCUGCUAUAGAUACGCUAUAUUGGGGAUAAGGAACCUUUGACCCUUCAGAUGUUGUUAUACUACAAUUCCCAUAAUUCCUGAAUUUGGCCAUGUUGGCCAGGGCUGAUGGAAUCCAAAAACCUCUAGAUGACCACAGGUUCCUCACUGAUGCCCCAUAUGGAAUGGGGCACCUCCCUGACAUUGGGUGAGGAUGCCCGUAUGCACAUGCAAAGUUUUGGAUCGUAGCUAUGAAGAUAUCAGUUAAGAAUUUUUAGUCACUUUAGGGAAUAACAUACUAAGAUUAUGUUGUUUAUGGUGAAUGCUUGAAUUUGUUCCUGCUUUGUUUAGAUGCUACACAAAGUAGGUAUAAUCACAGAUGCAUGUAUUCAUGUGCCAGCAUUUGCUGGGCAGCACAGAACCCAACUUUCUGAUGCAGAACCUGGUUUAGCAACUUUUUAGAGCUACAUAGAAAAUAAUGGGCAGAUAUUUUUCUUGCAAAGCAGGGCCAGCCCACCUAUGAGGCAAGGGGAGGUGACUGCCUUGGGUGGCAGAAUUCACAGGGGCAACAGAUCUGGCCUCCAAGGCAUGCAUUGCCCACUGCGGUGCGCUCCUUGGAAGCUGGGUCUGCUGCCUCCUUGGUAGCACCCCCCAUGCCAACUCUAUAGUGGUCUCUUGGCUAAUAGGAUGUGCUGCUGGUCUCCUCCCUCCCCUAGGGAGGAAAUAGCAAGGGCUGCCUUCUGGAGUCUCCUAGGCUCUGCACCUGCCUAGUGCAGGCGUAGGCAAACUCGGCCCUCCAGAUGUUUUGGGACUACAGUUCCCAUCAUCCCUGACCACCGGUCCUGUUAGCUAGGGAUCAUGGGAGUUGUAGUCCCAAAACAUCUGGAAGACUGAGUUUGCCUGCGCCUGGCCUAGUGUGAUUCAGAUUGGGCCCCUCCGACCCACCAUGAUUCACUGCUGGUUAGGUGCCCUGUACAUUAUCCUGUCCCUCCUGUAAGUUCAGAUGUUUACUGCUGCCCCCAGCCUAUGCUUUCUGUUAUUUUAUUUGUUCCUCUCUCUUUUUGUUCUUCUGUGUUCAGCUUGAUUUUUUAAAUUUAAAAAACACAUGGCAUUUGUAGGCAUUGUGCGAAAUCAUAUCGCAGUACAAAUCUUGCCAGUCCUCUGUAUGGAUGAUUGGAUGAGGUGCUUCCUGUUGUUGUUGAAGGGACUUCAAUCGCUUGAAACGAAGCACACAUCAUGGAGGCUUUCAGGAACUUCGGCUUUGCCAAGAAACUGCACUGCAGGAAAAAUAGCGCCAAAACACAAACAUUGCCACCACUGUUACAUAAAUGGAUUGCUAACACCCCAGUAUGAACCAUGUCUGCUCUGAUGUAAACCCUGUUGAAUUCAGUGGGGCUUUUCCCCAGGCAAAUGGAGGAUGACAGGGAUGGUGUAGAGCUAGUUUGCUCGCACCUACUCCCCCCAAACCCCUUGCAUGUUCAUGUCAGCCAUGUACUGAAUGCCUGAAGGAGCGUCUACACCCCCAUCACUCAGCCCGGACACUGAGGUCCUCCUCUAAGGGUCUUCCCUCACUGCGAGAAGUGAAGUUACAGGGAACCAGGCAGAGGGUCUUCUCAGUAGUGGCGUCCUCCCUGUGAAACACCCUCCCCUCAGAUGUCAAGGAGAUAAAGAAUUUAGCAACUUGUAGAAGACAUCAGAAGGCAGCCCUGUAUAGGGAGGUUUUUUAAUGAUUGAUGUUUUUAUUAUGUUUUUAGAUAUGCUGCAAGCCACCCAGAGUGGCUGGGGAAUCCCAGCAAGAUGGGCAGGGUAUAAAUAAUAAAACAACUGUUGUUGUUGUUGUUGUUGUUGUUGUUGUUGUUAGGCUGCUUAUAUCUGCUGAGGCCAGUGCUCCUCACAGGCAACCACAGAUAUGUGAGGAGACAGGCCUGCUGGGGAAAGUUUUUUGACAGGCUCUCAUCAUAUUUGGCAACUGUGAAGCACUAGCAUUAAAAACACUUGAAACAGGCUGAGUACACAUCCUCACUAGUAAAUGGGUGUCUGUAUGAUAUUCAAUUUGGAUGGGUAUUCAAUUAUUGCAGCUAAAGCCUUUUUUGCCAGUAAAUGUUAUGUAUCUUCCCUUCAGGCUAUGCUUAUGUUAUAAAGCCUAGCUGCAAAGCAAGGCCCUUUUGUUUUAAGAUGUUUGAUAUCUGUGAAUCCCCUUUUGGUUAAAACCAUGCCCGUCAGUAGUUUUCUUAUAUUGUUUUAAUGAUUUUGUCUUCAGAGGCACAGAAGCCAACGAGCUGCACACAGUGCCUUUCUGGAACGUGUAGAAGAAACACUAAGCCAGCUGUGGUUGAAAGAGGUAAGUUGCCUUCAGGAAAUCUAGCAACUCGGUUUUAAACCAGUUUAUUCCCCUCUAAGGAACUCCUAUGGUAUAAAGUACAGAGAAUAUGUAGACAACUCCUAACAGUUCCAUUCAACACACAGAGAGCCACAGGUUCCCCACAUGAGGGGAGGAACUGAAGGAAAGUUGGAUAGAAGUUGUUGUGGUGUCUAGUUGUCCUCAGGACUGUUGGGGAGGAAGGCUGGUAGACCAGCAGCAGGUAGAGUCAGAGCCAGUGACAGGCAGUGCCACCUCCUGAUUGCUUCUAAGUAAGAAGACAGGCGGAUGGGGGCUGACUGAGGACAGACUGACCCUAAUGGACUCACCUAACUUGCCCAAAUGGACCAGCCUCCACUGAGAAGAAGUGAGCAACGUGCUCCAGGAACACACUUGCAGCCUUCAUAAAGGUGAAGGUAAAGGGACCCCUGACCAUUAGGUCCAGUCGUGACCGACUCUGGGGUUGCGGCGCUCAUCUCGCUUUACUGGCCGAGGGAGCCAGCGUACAGCUUCCGGGUCAUGUGGCCAGCAUGACUAAGCCACUUCUGGCGAACCAGAGCAGUGCACGGAAACGCCGUUUACCUUCCCACCGGAGUAGUACCUAUUGAUCUACUUGCACUUUGACAUGCUUUCAAACUGCUAAGUUGGCAGAAGCAGGGAGCGAACAACGGGAGCUCACCCCAUUGUGGGGAUUCGAACCACUGACCUUCUGAUCGGCAAGUCCUAGGCUCUGUGGUUUAACCCACAGCGCCACUCGCGUCCCCCUGCAGCCUUCAUGGGUCACGUAAAUAAGGACAUAUGGAGAGCCCUCUGCAUCGUGCCAGAGGCCCAUCUAGUCCAUCUUCCUGUUCUCACAGUGGCCUUAUAGGAAUCUGGCAAGCCAGAACUGAGCACAUGAGAACUUCCUCUUCCUGUGGUUUCCAUUCAGAAGCAUUACUGCCUCCAGCUGUGGAGGAAGAGGAACAAGCAUUGCAGCUGGUUGGUAGCCAUUUCCUCCAUGAAUGUGUCUGUUCCUCUUUUAAAUCCUUCCAAGUUGGUGGCCACCACUGCCUCUUGUGGCAAUGAGUUCCACAGCUGAACUGCGCUCUGUGUGAAGCAGUGUAGCCUUUUAUAUGUCCUCAAUCUGCCCAAAUGUUUGCUUCAUCGAAUGCCCGUGAGUUAUAGCGUUGUGUGUGUGAGAGAGAACGAAAUUAGGCAGGCUUUCUAGAUAUGGAUGUUGACCUUUUGUGACAUUUCCUCCCUGCUUUCCAGGCAGCCCAGAAGCAGGCCCAGGACAGAAGAAAAGCUGCAUCUAGUCUGAGGCAGAAAACGCCAAGCACAGCUGUUUCCACUGAGAGCGAUAUUGAGAUGCAGCAACAGGCCGGCAGGCAGCAGGAAAAAAGCCUGCAAAAAGGACGGCUCUCUCAGCCACCACCUAUGGCAACACUGGGGUGGCAACUGUCAAUGCAUAUAAAACCAGAACCUCUGGGCUUCUUGUUGCCAAGUGGCGUUGCCCAGAGUGUCGAGGAACUGAGGUGCAAAUAAUGAGGGGGAGACCACAGAACACUCUGCAAACACCUGGAUUGUAUUAUGCUCAUUGCUGCUAUUCUAGUGCCAGUAGGGUUCUGUAUUGCAGGAGGAUAAAUCUCAUCCUCUCUUUAGCACAGUGAAUG
Podarcis lilfordi (Lilford's wall lizard) is the source of this 22421-nucleotide messenger RNA. NCBI's taxonomy places the organism in Eukaryota, Metazoa, Chordata, Lepidosauria, Squamata, Lacertidae. The record is from the annotation of a GenBank genome assembly.